AUGGCGAACUCUCUGUCGGCUCUCUACAAAUAUGCCAUUCCGGCUGCUGUUGGCGUUUCCUUUGUCCAAGCCUCAAUGUACGAUGUGAAGGGAGGAUACCGCGCAGUUAUCUUUGACAGACUCACUGGUGUGAAGGAAAAGGUUGUCAACGAGGGAACACAUUUCCUUAUUCCAUGGCUACAGAAGAGCAUUAUCUAUGAUGUCAGGACGAAGCCCAGGAACAUCUCUACAACAACCGGAAGUAAGGAUUUGCAGAUGGUCAGCCUGACACUCAGAGUGCUACAUAGGCCUGAGGUUCAAAAGCUACCUGCUAUAUAUCAGCAACUUGGACAAGAUUACGAUGAGAGGGUUCUCCCAUCCAUCGGAAACGAAGUUCUUAAGUCCAUCGUCGCACAAUUUGAUGCCGCAGAGCUGAUCACCCAGAGAGAAGCUGUGUCAAACCGCAUUCGUACCGACCUUCUUCGACGUGCCAAGGAGUUCAACAUUGCCCUUGAGGACGUCUCCAUCACUCAUAUGACUUUUGGCCGUGAAUUCACCAAGGCCGUUGAGCAGAAGCAGAUUGCACAGCAAGAUGCCGAAAGAGCCCGCUUCAUCGUCGAGCGAGCUGAGCAGGAGAGACAAGCCAACGUUAUCCGUGCCGAGGGAGAGGCAGAAAGUGCCGAUAUCAUCAGCAAGGCCGUUGCUAAAGCCGGUGACGGUCUGAUCCAAAUCCGAAGAAUCGAAGCCAGCAGAGAUAUUGCCCAGACACUUGCUUCAAACCCCAAUGUCACAUAUAUUCCCGGCGGUGAAGGUGGAAAGGAAGGCGGAAAAGGCACCGGCCUUCUCCUUGGUUUGAGAUCAUAA
Trichophyton benhamiae CBS 112371 is the source of this 843-nucleotide messenger RNA. RefSeq lists its product as uncharacterized. The record is from RefSeq and is a predicted model, not a curated record. The coding region runs from base 1 to 843 and encodes 280 amino acids. Gene Ontology annotation, cellular component: membrane; mitochondrion. Gene Ontology annotation, biological process: mitochondrion organization. The transcript is spliced from 2 exons. NCBI's taxonomy places the organism in Eukaryota, Fungi, Ascomycota, Eurotiomycetes, Onygenales, Arthrodermataceae.